Messenger RNA from Mycena indigotica, 576 nucleotides. Its product is annotated as PALP domain-containing protein. The coding region runs from base 1 to 576 and encodes 191 amino acids. The transcript is spliced from 3 exons. Lineage: Eukaryota; Fungi; Basidiomycota; Agaricomycetes; Agaricales; Mycenaceae. The record is from RefSeq and is a predicted model, not a curated record.
AUGCCCUUGUUCAAGUCCCAACCAACUCCCGCUGAGGAGCGCGUCGUUCCUGUUGAUAAUACCCCAACCCGAAAGCAUACCCUAUUCGGCCGUCGCCGUUCUGUCUCUCCAUCCAGAAGAACUACAACUUCUCCUACCAGACGUGAUGUCGACCAGCCAGUUGACGGCACUACCCGCCGCGGAGGCUUCUUCGGUGGCCGCCGACGCUCAGUCGAAUCAAACGAGGACCGACGCAGCAUUGGUCGCGCCAGUAGUAUGACAAGUGGUCGUACCAAUGGCAGUGUUCGCAGCGGCAAUGGAAGUGGGUUCUUUGGGAGGAACAACAUCCUCAAAGAGUCUAUCCAUAAGGACCCCAGCAUCAUUGCGGCGAAGGAAAAGGUCACAUUCGCUGAAAAGGCCGAAGUAGCAGCAGACGAAGCUCUAGUCCAAGCUCGUGCAAUGGUUCGUGAGGCAAAGGACCAUGUGCGACUGCUUGAACGAGAAGCCGCUGAAGAAGCCAAACGCGCCAAGGCUAAGCAGGCAGUCAGCAACGACAUCAGCAGGAGUGCUGGUGGCCUUGGGCGUCAUGGAAUGUAA